Exophiala dermatitidis NIH/UT8656 is the source of this 915-nucleotide messenger RNA. RefSeq names its product inorganic pyrophosphatase. NCBI's taxonomy places the organism in Eukaryota, Fungi, Ascomycota, Eurotiomycetes, Chaetothyriales, Herpotrichiellaceae. Gene Ontology annotation, cellular component: cytoplasm; nucleus. The transcript has 6 exons. The record is from RefSeq and is a predicted model, not a curated record. Gene Ontology annotation, biological process: phosphate-containing compound metabolic process. Gene Ontology annotation, molecular function: inorganic diphosphate phosphatase activity; magnesium ion binding. The coding region runs from base 1 to 915 and encodes 304 amino acids.
AUGUCCUACAGCAAGCAGCCGUCCGAGUACCAGCCUAGAAAGGUUGGUGCUCUCCACACCAACGAGUUCCGGUGCUACAUUGAGAAGGAUGGCACUCCCAUCUCGCCUUUCCACGACAUUCCGCUCUAUGCCAAUGAACAGCAGACCGUCCUGAACAUGAUCGUUGAGAUCCCAAGAUGGACAAAUGCUAAGCUUGAGAUCUCCAAGGACGAAUUCUUGAACCCGAUCAAGCAGGAUGUCAAGAAGGGCAAACUCCGAUUUGUGCGCAACUGCUUCCCUCACAAGGGCUACUUGUGGAACUACGGAGCAUUCCCAAGAACCUGGGAAGAUCCAAAUGUCGUUCACCCCGAGACCAAGGCCAAGGGAGACAAUGAUCCAUUGGAUGUCUGCGAAAUCGGUGAACUUGUUGGUUACACUGGUCAAAUCAAGCAAGUCAAGGUCUUAGGUGUCAUGGCGCUGCUUGAUGAGGAAGAGACCGACUGGAAGAUUAUUGUCAUCGAUAUCCACGACCCUCUUGCACCAAAGCUUAAUGAUAUCGAAGACGUUGAGCGCCACCUUCCUGGCCUUCUCCGAGCUACCAACGAAUGGUUCCGCAUCUACAAGAUCCCAGAUGGCAAGCCAGAGAACCAGUUCGCUUUCAGCGGCGAGUGCAAGAACAAGAAAUACGCAGAGGAAAUUAUCCGUGAAUGCAGUGAUGCCUGGGAGCGCCUGAUCACCGGCAAGCAGCAACGCGGCGACAUCAACCUUGCCAAUGUCACCAACACCAACUCUCCGGACCGUGUGGAUCCAUCCCAGCUUUCGAAGAUUCCUCCUGGCCAGAACCUUCCUCCCGCGCCGAUUGAUGGAAGUGUUGAUAAGUGGUUCUUCAUCUCUGGGACUGGAGCUACCUCGGAUGAUUACACCAAAUCCAAAUAA